Molecule: messenger RNA, 4787 nt
Organism: Miniopterus natalensis
Lineage: Eukaryota; Metazoa; Chordata; Mammalia; Chiroptera; Miniopteridae
Gene: AHCYL2
Product: adenosylhomocysteinase like 2
Biological process (GO): L-methionine cycle
Cellular component (GO): cytosol
Source: RefSeq, a predicted model, not a curated record
AGCCUGAGCCGGCGGUUGCAGUGGAGGCGGUGAUGUCGGUGCAGGUCGUGUCAACAGCGGCUGCCGCGAAAGUGCCUGAAGUGGACCUGAAGGACCUGAGCCCCCCUGAGGCGGAGCCGCAACUGGGACUGAGCACGGCGACCGUGAGCGCCAUGUCCCCUCCGGCGGGCGGCGGGGACCCAGAGGCUCCAGCCGCCGCGGAGCGGCCCCCAGCCCCUGGUCCGGGCUCGGGGCCCGCUGCUGCUCUCAGCCCUGCCGCCGGGAAAGUGCCUCAGGCGUCGGCCAUGAAGCGGAGCGACCCUCAUCACCAGCACCAGCGGCACCGCGACGGCGGCGAGGCCCUGCUCAGCCCCGACGGCACCGUUACCGAGGCGCCACGCACAGUCAAGAAGAUCCAGUUUGCUGACCAGAAGCAAGAAUUCAACAAACGUCCCACCAAAAUUGGGCGUCGCUCUCUGUCUCGUUCCAUUUCUCAGUCAUCCACUGACAGCUACAGCUCAGCUGCAUCAUAUACAGAUAGCUCUGAUGAUGAGACAUCUCCCAGGGACAAGCAGCAAAAGAAUUCUAAGGGAAGCAGUGACUUCUGUGUCAAGAACAUCAAACAGGCAGAGUUUGGACGAAGAGAGAUUGAAAUUGCCGAACAAGAAAUGCCUGCACUGAUGGCUUUGAGGAAGAGAGCUCAAGGAGAAAAACCUUUGGCUGGAGCCAAAAUUGUGGGCUGCACACACAUCACCGCUCAGACUGCUGUGCUGAUGGAAACUCUGGGUGCUCUGGGGGCACAGUGCCGAUGGGCUGCCUGCAACAUCUAUUCCACUCUCAAUGAAGUGGCUGCUGCUUUAGCAGAAAGUGGAUUUCCUGUCUUUGCUUGGAAAGGAGAGUCAGAAGAUGACUUUUGGUGGUGCAUUGAUAGAUGUGUGAACGUGGAAGGCUGGCAGCCAAACAUGAUCUUGGAUGAUGGAGGGGAUCUCACUCACUGGAUUUAUAAGAAGUACCCCAACAUGUUUAAGAAAAUCAAGGGCAUCGUAGAGGAGAGUGUAACUGGAGUUCAUAGGCUGUACCAGCUCUCUAAAGCUGGGAAGCUGUGUGUUCCAGCCAUGAAUGUCAAUGACUCAGUCACCAAACAGAAAUUUGACAACCUCUACUGUUGCCGUGAAUCAAUUCUUGAUGGACUUAAAAGGACAACGGACAUGAUGUUUGGUGGAAAGCAGGUGGUGGUCUGUGGCUAUGGAGAGGUGGGGAAGGGGUGCUGUGCUGCCUUAAAAGCCAUGGGCUCCAUUGUGUAUGUGACUGAGAUUGACCCCAUCUGUGCUCUUCAAGCCUGUAUGGAUGGAUUUCGGCUGGUGAAAUUGAAUGAGGUCAUCCGCCAAGUGGAUAUUGUUAUUACCUGUACAGGUAACAAGAAUGUGGUAACCAGAGAGCACUUAGACCGUAUGAAGAAUAGUUGCAUUGUUUGUAACAUGGGACAUUCCAACACGGAGAUUGAUGUGGCGAGUCUGCGGACACCAGAACUGACCUGGGAGCGAGUGAGGUCCCAAGUUGACCAUGUAAUAUGGCCUGAUGGCAAGAGGAUAGUAUUGCUGGCAGAGGGCCGUCUGCUGAACCUAAGCUGCUCCACAGUGCCUACAUUUGUGCUUUCAAUUACUGCUACUACUCAGGCUCUUGCCUUGAUAGAGCUUUACAAUGCUCCGGAGGGUCGCUAUAAGCAGGAUGUCUACCUGUUGCCCAAGAAAAUGGAUGAGUAUGUGGCCAGCCUACACCUGCCCACCUUUGAUGCCCACCUGACAGAGCUGACAGAUGAACAGGCCAAGUAUCUGGGACUCAACAAGAAUGGGCCCUUCAAGCCUAAUUACUACAGGUAUUAAGUUCCUGUAACUCAAGCCAGAAGAAGUUUUAAGGAAUAGAACUCCAAGCCUUUUCUCCACUCCUAUACAGGAAAGAACCCAGCAAGCUGCUUCUCCAGUCAGCUGCCUGCCGUGCUCACCCUAUAUGUUAGAUUAUUUAUUUAUUAAACUCUAGAAUCCAGUGCCUGUCGCCUUGACCCAGAGUGGUUACUGCCCCGAGGGCUGUGAGACCUGCAGAGGACAGGCUGAGGAAGGAAAGAAAUGGGGUAACCUUUCCCAGCGCAUCUUUGCGUUAUCUCCCAUUGACUGGAGCCUUAGCAUUUGUCAGGUUUCCCUUGUCCAGGCACAGGGUUAGUCCAGGGACUGCAGACUCUUUGUUGCUGGGGUUUUCUGGAAUAAAUUUUCAACAGCUGCCUUUCUCAGAUUUGGCUCAUCCCCAGGUAAGGCCUUUUGGAAGUCACUGAAUUAACAUGGCCUGGGUUCCUAGUCACUGCCUUCUUUAUAAAAUGGUUGGAAGGAAGGAUUUUUAUGGCUUUGGCAAGCUACACCAAGAACUCAGCUGUGCCUGUGCUUACUGGGAGUCUCCUUUACCCAAGAUUUCUUUCUUCUCCUUAAAUAUUUAUGUCCAUUUUAACACUUUCUGGUUCCAAGAGGAAUGUGCCUCCAUUAUUUGCUCAGCUACUCUGAUAUUUGUCAGACAUUUGUUUUGCCAUCUUUCUAACCCAACUAACCUCUGCUCAGGAAGUGGGGGGCAGCUCCACUGGGGCCCAUAGUUUUACUUCCCUGUCAUUUAACUGGAUAGUUUCCCAGGAAGCUCCCUCCAAAUUGACACUGUCUCAGAAAUGUGAAACAUUGCUUCCUGAAACUUUCUUUUAUUGCCUAAAACUACUUCUAAAACUGAGCAGGGAAAGGUAUACUUUCCAAGGGAUUUGGGGUAUAGGGCUUUGGAAAUGGGGCAGGUCUUUCAGGCCCACAGCUUAACACUGUAAAGAAGCAGAAUGUAUUUAUUUGUCUCCUGGGAAGGUCUUUGCAGCUAAACUAUACAGAGAUGACACUGUAAACUGUGUCCAGAUGAUCAAAACUAGCUUGAGUAGGUUGGACUUCAUCAGACAUUCAGCCAUUGAUGAAACAGAAAUCUGUCUCUGCAAUUUAGUUGUGGUAUUUCUUCCCUGUUGGGAUAUCUUUUUAUGUUCCAUCUUAGGAGUCUGUAUUUCAGAAGUUGUUUCUUGAGUAACUCCAAUGUUACAAACAAUUAGUAAUGUGAGCAGCCUGAAAUUUUACAUCCCACUUAAAAGUCUGAUUCCUUUUGGAGACAGACCUAUUGGUCUUGGGGUUCCAUUGAAACCAGAUUCGUUCCAAGAGUUCAAGUCUAGAGUGGCCCUGCGAACCCUGAAUGAAAUGAAUCCCCCUUCUCCCUUCCAACCCUGAUUACACUCUCAGGUUUGUUUGUUUUCCUAUUUUUUUUCCUAUCUUGGACUGCCUCAAAAUCUUAAGACCAAGGUGACUCAGGAAAACACCAGACCACCCAGGAUCACUGUAACCUCUAAUUCUCCUCCCCAACCUUCACCUUCUCCAGCUUGCCCUGCUCUUCACAUGUACCCUCGGAGACAGUCUGGAAGUGAUCUUCCUUUUGGAGGCAGGGAGGUGGACCUUAGGUAAAUGGCUCUUUGCCUCGUUUAAUACUAUAUAGGCUCGGCCCAUAGAGUCUGGUUCCUCAGAGGCCUUGUCUUAGCAAGUACUGGAAAAAGGCCACAUACAUGGCUAUAUUCUUUCAUGAAGAAGAUAAAUGCUGAAAAUCCCACAAGACCAUUUAAUUUUUUCAUUUGCCUACCCAGUUCUGAUUUUUGUAUUAAUUAAUUGGAUCUCUUUUAUAAAAGAUUCAGCUCUUUGUACCUUAUCUUAUAUCCAGAGGAAAUUCCAUUAGGCAGAUAUCUGGACUCUAGCCUAUUAUGUUCUUAGGCCAAAAGUCAUAACCUGCUGUUUCUCAGCAAAGCCUGGCUGUCUGUGGAGCUUUCUAUGUGCUGAUCCUGACAGAGCAUGCUCUGCCUUGCUGUAGUGAAGAGACCCAUUGCAGAUGACAAAGGAGCCACCCUGGGCUUCUAGGUUACGUUGCCAGUGUUGCUGCCCACAGUGAGGUAUUUGCCUGAGUUUCGGGUGACUUCUUUCUCUCUGUGUCAUCAAUCAUUAAGAAGAAGGAGGCCCAGGCCUCCUGAGAAUUUGGGUUCUACCUUAGUGCUGGAAUUUGGCCACUAUUCCCUCUACCGUUGGAAUCAGAGCAGAUGUGUCUUCUUCCCUCAAGCUCUCACCUAGGUAUCUGGAAGCAUGGGAAAGAAGACUAAUUAUCUCUGUAUGUUACCCUGGCCUGUGGGAAUACUUAUUUCCCCUAUGAUGAAUUUGUGCAAGUUUUCAAGGUCUUUUUUUGUCUUCUUAAUGGAAAUAUUGUUCUUUUUCUCAUUUUUUUUUUUUAAAGAAAGGUAUCUGGUCUACCUUCUCUCUACCCUCCCACCUCCUCAUCCUAGCCUCCCAUACGAGCACGGCUCCUCAUGGCCACAUACUCCUGCAAAGCUUUUUUGCUGCUUGGCUUUUCUCUGAACAGAUCUGAAAUUGCUGCUCCUUUGGUUUUCUCAAAAUUAACUUUGUCACAGUUUUAAAAAAGAAAUCUGAAUGCACUGUUGCAUUAAGCUUUUUUUAAUAAAGGAACAUUAUGGAAAGAAAAUAGGCAACACCAGCAAAUUGUAUGUGGACAAAUUCUAAACUAUAUAUACAUACAUAUAUAUAUAACUAAUCAUCUAGUUCUCAUUGUCAUCUUACUGAAAGGAAAUAAAACCUCUAAGAAUCACCAUUUCUGAAGAGGCUCUUGGAAAUCUUUAUGUCUAAGUGAUUGUAUUAGAUCAGCAAUAAUGAACAUGUAAUCUCAAAAGAUAAAUAAAAUAUUCUUAAAAUGGA